Molecule: messenger RNA, 1130 nt
Organism: Lytechinus pictus (painted urchin)
Lineage: Eukaryota; Metazoa; Echinodermata; Echinoidea; Temnopleuroida; Toxopneustidae
Product: probable hydrolase PNKD
Exons: 11
Coding region: 16-1041 (341 amino acids)
Cellular component (GO): mitochondrion
Molecular function (GO): hydroxyacylglutathione hydrolase activity
Source: RefSeq, a predicted model, not a curated record
UCUCAAUCAUCUCACAUGACCAUGAGUGUACAUGUAGAUUUCAAUUUCAUUCUUAAGAUAUUUGAAGGAGACGACAAGAGUCCUAUUUAUAGUUUAAACUUUCUUUUUAUCUGUAGGUACACUGUGUAUGCAAAGACGAGAGUUGGGAAUUAUUUGAACAGGCGAGACCUCACUAAGAACAGAUUACAAUUCCCUGAUGGACAUUCUCUGGUGGAACAGACUGAAAUAAAUGGUGUGAUAAUUCUUCCUAUCCCCUACCUGAAGGAUAACUACGCAUACUUGAUCAUUGAUAAAAGAUCAAAUGUAGCUGUUGUGAUAGACCCUGGAGAUGCAGAAGCUGUGCAGAAGGUGAUUGAAGAACAGAAUGUACAGCUAACAGCUAUCCUGACAACACAUAAACACUGGGAUCAUUCAGGAGGCAACAGAAAGCUCAAAUCUUCCUAUUCAAACCUUUCUGUUUAUGGAGGUGAGAGAGAUGGUGUUCCUGGUGCUACUCAUAAAUUAAAAGAUGGUGAAUGUAUUCAAUUUGGAGAUUUAAAGUUCACUGCACUAUUUACACCAGGACAUACUGUAGGUCACAUGGUUUAUCUACUUGAUAGAUCAGAUAAGAAUAUACCUAGCUCUCUCUUCACUGGUGAUAUUCUUUUCUUAGGUGGAAAUGGUCGAAUGUUUGAAGGGGCUCCAUCUAUCAUGCUUAGUAGUCUUGAUAAAAUCUGCAGUCUUUCUGACAAUAUCCUGAUAUGGCCGGGUCAUGAAUAUGCAUUAGAUAAUCUCCAGUUUGCCCACAACUUUGAUGCAGAAAAUGAAGAUGUCACGAGAAAAUUACAUUGGGUGGAGGAGAGGAGAAAAGAAAGGAAAAUUACAAGCCCAUCAACCCUUGGUGAAGAGAAAACCUACAACCCAUUCUUGAGGACUUCAGAAGACAGUAUCCUACAGAAGGUUGAUCCUGGACACCAGACCACAUCUGACAGGCAAGCCUUGAGGGUUAAAGCUCUGGCUUUCCUUCGCAAGAGCAAAGAUUCUUUUAGCUACAAACUAUAAGGCUGCUUACAUUCCACAUCAGAAAGAAGAGGAAUAUAACUACACAUCCAAUAGAAGUAGGAAUAAUCAGGCUUGUCAGACAUAGCAAC